Molecule: messenger RNA, 1393 nt
Organism: Ostrinia nubilalis (European corn borer)
Lineage: Eukaryota; Metazoa; Arthropoda; Insecta; Lepidoptera; Crambidae
Product: ATPase ASNA1 homolog
Exons: 5
Coding region: 103-1107 (334 amino acids)
Biological process (GO): post-translational protein targeting to endoplasmic reticulum membrane
Cellular component (GO): GET complex
Molecular function (GO): ATP binding; ATP hydrolysis activity
Source: RefSeq, a predicted model, not a curated record
GUAUUGUCACGUCACUUCUGUCAAAAACUGAUGGUGGGUGAUUGUUAAUUUUUCGAUAUUUUCAUACUUUUCCUAUUAGAAUUGAUCUGUUAGCUGAUAAUAAUGGAUGAAAACAGUUUUGAGCCCUUAGAGCCUUCGCUCAAAAACGUCAUCGAACAAAAGUCUUUGCGUUGGAUCUUCGUUGGUGGAAAAGGUGGAGUUGGAAAAACUACAUGCAGUUGCAGCCUCGCGGUUCAAUUGUCCAAGGUCCGCGAAUCUGUGCUUAUUAUAUCAACAGAUCCUGCUCACAACAUCUCAGAUGCAUUCGACCAGAAAUUUUCUAAGGUGCCAACAAAAGUUAAGGGGUUUGAUAACCUCUUUGCUAUGGAAAUAGACCCCAAUGUGGGGCUCACUGAGCUGCCUGAAGAGUACUUUGAGGGGGAAACAGAGGCCAUGAGGCUUGGCAAAGGAGUGAUGCAAGAAAUUGUGGGAGCCUUCCCUGGAAUUGAUGAAGCUAUGAGCUAUGCCGAGGUAAUGAAGCUGGUCAAAGGCAUGAACUUUAGUGCAGUUGUGUUCGACACGGCCCCAACUGGCCACACACUGCGUCUACUCUCCUUCCCGCAGGUCGUGGAGCGAGGGUUGGGCAAAUUGAUGCGCUUGAAAUCUAAGGUUGCACCAUUCAUCAAUCAAGUCGCAGCACUGUUUGGACUUGCAGAGUUCAACUCUGACAUGUUCAGCAACAAAAUGGAUGAAAUGCUCUCAAUUAUCAGACAAGUGAACACCCAGUUCAAAGAUCCCAAUCAAACAACAUUUGUUUGUGUUUGCAUCGCCGAGUUCCUAUCAUUGUACGAAACUGAGCGCUUAGUGCAAGAACUGACGCGAUGCGGUAUCGACACGCACAAUAUUAUCGUUAACCAGCUACUACUGAGAUCUUCUGCGCCUUGUGACCUCUGUGCAGCUCGCCAUAAGGUUCAAGAAAAAUACUUGGAGCAAAUAGCUGACUUGUAUGAAGAUUUCCAUGUCACCAAAUUGCCACUGUUGGACAAAGAGGUUCGUGGCGCGGCAGCUGUCAACUCAUUCUCCGAAUACCUCAUCAACCCAUACGUUCCACCGUCACCCACUACAUGAAGUCUUUAGAUCCGAUUACUCGUGACAGAACUAAUAGAUUCUCGUUCUGUUUGUGGUGGUUUCAUCUCUUUCCAAUUUCAUGCCAGGUAAGUGUGAAGGUGCUAUGAGUCACAAGUAUUACUGGCCUUGUUGUAGCUUUGAUACAAUUUGUGAUUAUCGUAUGCCUGCAUACAUCACCAGUUGCGACAUUAUCCAUGUAUUUGUGUCUAUAUUGUAUCAUAUCUUUGGAUGGAUUUGUAUAUUAUUCUAUUUACUUAGUAUUAAUAAAUGUAAUAUAAUUCUGAAA